Messenger RNA from Fusarium oxysporum Fo47, 3272 nucleotides. RefSeq lists its product as uncharacterized. NCBI's taxonomy places the organism in Eukaryota, Fungi, Ascomycota, Sordariomycetes, Hypocreales, Nectriaceae. The coding region runs from base 37 to 3267 and encodes 1076 amino acids. Gene Ontology annotation, cellular component: RQC complex. The record is from RefSeq and is a predicted model, not a curated record. Gene Ontology annotation, molecular function: ribosomal large subunit binding; tRNA binding. The transcript has 3 exons. Gene Ontology annotation, biological process: ribosome-associated ubiquitin-dependent protein catabolic process; rescue of stalled cytosolic ribosome.
AAUUGUAUAACGCUGUUUUGAGUGAAGCACUUGAAAAUGAAGCAAAGAUUCUCUUCUUUGGAUGUCAAAAUCAUUGCGCAUGAGCUCCAGGAACGGCUGGUGACUCUUCGACUCUCCAACGUAUACGACCUUUCGUCCAAGAUUCUCCUGCUCAAGUUUGCGAAACCAGACAACAAAAAGCAGCUUGUCAUCGACACGGGCUUCCGCUGCCACUUGACGAAAUUCGCGCGUACAACUGCUGCGGCCCCUUCCGCUUUUGUUGCACGUCUAAGAAAGUUUCUCAAGACCAGACGGUUGACGUCAGUUAGACAAGUGGGCACCGAUCGAGUCCUCGAAUUCGAGUUCAGUGAUGGCCAAUACAGAUUGUUCUUGGAGUUUUUUGCUAGUGGUAACAUUAUUCUCGCGGAUGCCGACUUGAAGAUCCUUGCCCUCGCAAGAACCGUUUCAGAAGGUGAAGGUCAAGAACCUCAGCGAGUCGGCCUACAAUAUUCCCUGGAGAACAGGCAGAACUUUGGCGGAAUACCUCCUUUGACAAGAGAAAGGGUACAAGAUGCCCUAAGGACUGCCGUGGAAAAAGCAGCUACCGCUACUGCAUCAUUGAAGAAGCAGAAGGGUAAGCCUGGUGGUGAUCUGAGAAAGAGUUUGGCUGUAUCAAUUACAGAAUUGCCUCCAGUGCUUGUGGACCACUGGCUGCACACAAAUAAUUUCGACACCACUAUCAAGCCUGAUGAAAUACUGGCCAAUGAAACGCUGCUGGCUGAUUUGGUUAAGUCACUUCAAGAGGCCAGACAAAGUGUGGAAGAGCUCACCAGCUCAGAAGCAUGCACCGGCUACAUAUUCGCGAAGCGCAGGGAAAGAACAGAGGGAGCAGAGGCUAGUGACGAAUCCAAGACGCAGCGUGACAAUCUUCUAUACGAAGAUUUUCAUCCGUUUGUCCCCUACAAACUCAAAAAGGAUCCCACCAUUGAGGUCCUUGAAUUCACAGGAUACAAUGAGACAGUUGACGAAUUUUUCUCAUCUUUAGAGGGCCAGAGACUGGAGUCCCGACUAAGCGAGCGAGAAGCGGCUGCGAAGCGCAAGUUGGAGGCCGCGCGAAAUGAACAGAGCAAACGAAUCGAAGGGCUUCAAGAGGCCCAGGCCCUCAACUUUCGCAAAGCCGCCGCCAUUGAAGCGAACGCUGAACGAGUUCAAGAAGCUAUGGAUGCUGUCAAUGGAUUACUCAGCCAAGGAAUGGAUUGGGUAGAUGUCGGCAAAUUGGUGGAACGCGAGAAAAAACGGCACAACCCCGUUGCUGAGAUUAUCAAACUCCCUCUAAACCUUGCCGAGAAUCUCAUCACGCUUGAGCUGGCCGAGGAAGAAUUUGAGCCAGAGGAAGACGACCCUUACGAAACGGACGACGACGACAGCGCGCUUGGUGACGACGAAAGUACAUCGGCAGCAAAGGGAAAACGGGCCAAUAAAGCCCUAAGUGUGGAAAUCAACCUUGGACUUAGCCCUUGGAGCAAUGCUCGAGAGUAUUUUGACCAGCGGAAGACGGCGGCCGUAAAGGAAGAAAAGACCCAGCAACAGGCCUCAAGAGCUCUGAAGAAUGCAGAGCAAAAAAUCACCGAGGAUCUCAAAAAAGGGCUGAAGCAGGAAAAGGCACUGCUUCAACCAAUCCGCAAACCAAUGUGGUUUGAGAAAUUCGUUUGGUUUAUCUCAUCCGACGGAUAUCUUGUGAUCGGAGGCAAAGAUGCCCAGCAAAAUGAGAUGAUCUACAAGAAAUAUCUCCGGAAAGGCGAUGUAUACUGCCACGCAGAUCUGCAUGGGGCAUCGAGCGUUAUUAUCAAAAACAAUCCAAAAACCCCUGAUGCGCCCAUUCCCCCAGCGACACUGUCUCAAGCCGGAUCACUCGCCGUGUGUUCGUCGAAUGCUUGGGAUUCGAAAGCGGGCAUGUCUGCAUGGUGGGUAAACGCUGAUCAAGUUUCCAAAUCUGCACCGACAGGCGAAUUUCUACCGGCAGGAAGUUUCAUGAUCCGGGGAAAGAAGAAUUUUCUGCCUCCAGCUCAACUUCUACUCGGUCUAGGUGUUGCAUUUAAGAUCAGCGAGGAGAGCAAAGCUAAGCAUGUGAAGCAUCGUCUACACGAUGCCAACUCUACCGGUGGCGAUGAAGCUUCGGCAGUAGCGACGUCGCAACCAGCAGACAGGACAGGCGAUCUGAACGAACUUGAAGGAGAACAAUCAGCCGAACCAUCUGACAAUGAAUCCGAAGAUGAACAACAAGACGAAGAGUCACGUGACAACCCACUUCAGGCUUUCGGUAAGGAUGAAGACCGCAACGACGAGGUUGAAAAGGCUGAAGAAGGCUUGUCUGAUCUCAAGAUCUCGGAUGACACAGCCGACGAGUCUCAUAGCCAAGAAGUGGCGGAACUAGAUGAAAAUGAAGCAGUGGGAGGAGAAGCAGAAGAGGGCGAAGAUGACGAGUCAGCUAGACCGGAUGACGAGACAGCUGGCAAGCCAGUUGACACAAGGCCGAAGAACAACGGCCCCAGCUCUUCGAAGAAAGGCCCCCCCAAGCGAGGCCAGAAGGGCAAGGCGAAGAAGAUCGCCUCAAAGUAUAAGCAUCAAGAUGAGGAAGAUCGAGCUGCCGCAGAAGCUUUGAUCGGAGCAACAGUUGGACAAAAGAAGGCUGAAGCCGAGGCAAAAGCUAAGGCGGACCGUGAGCUCGAGCUCGCUGCUGCUAAAGAGCGACGUCGUGCGCAGCACCAACGAGAGCAGAAAGAGACUGCCGAACACGAGGAGAUUCGACGUGUUAUGAUGGAGGAAGGCGUUGAUAUUCUUGAUGAGGACGAAGCCAGCCAGAUGACUGUGCUUGACUCCAUUGUUGGUACGCCUCUUCCCGGAGAUGAGAUCCUUGAGAUCAUCCCUGUUUGUGCCCCUUGGAACGCUCUCGGACGCUACAAGUACAAAGCGAAGUUGCAGCCCGGUGCGACCAAGAAGGGCAAAGCAGUUAAAGAGGUUCUCGAUCGUUGGAAGGCAGCUUCUACUAAGAAGGGUGUUGUUGACGAAACCGCUCGUGACACUGAAAGGAUGUGGCCGCGUGAAGUUGAGCUUAUCAAGGCGCUCAAGCCCGAAGAGACAUUCAACGUCGUACCGGUCGGUAAAGUGAGGGUCAUGAUGGCGGGUGGUACUGGUGGAAAUGCUGCUGGAGGCGGAGGUGGUAGCAAGAAGGGUGCAGGAGGAAAAGGGAAGGGCGGAAGAGGAGGCAAAGGAUCAAAGAGAUCAUAAGCAGU